Mustela erminea (ermine) is the source of this 3604-nucleotide messenger RNA. It is a transcript of the gene ZBTB35, whose product is annotated as zinc finger protein 131. Gene Ontology annotation, molecular function: DNA-binding transcription factor activity, RNA polymerase II-specific; RNA polymerase II cis-regulatory region sequence-specific DNA binding; protein binding. Gene Ontology annotation, cellular component: nucleus. The transcript is spliced from 8 exons. The coding region runs from base 538 to 2412 and encodes 624 amino acids. Lineage: Eukaryota; Metazoa; Chordata; Mammalia; Carnivora; Mustelidae. The record is from RefSeq and is a predicted model, not a curated record. Gene Ontology annotation, biological process: regulation of transcription by RNA polymerase II.
AGCAGAUCCAGGUCCUGAGCCCAGCGAACACGUGCUGCCGGCGGAGCGCGGAGAGGGCGGGCACCCGGGAGGAAGGUCCCAGGCGGCCUGAACGUGCUCGCGCCCGUGGCCGCCGCGGCGCGGCCGUCCGGGUCUCGGAGCGAGCGCACGUGCGCCGGCCAGACCCAGCGGAGGCAGCGUCCGGGCACUGGCGAGGAAAUGGAGGGCGAGGCGCUGUUCAGAGCUAGGGAACAGUGUGGGCUGAGUUUCGCCCCGAGAGGGGAGAGCGAGGAAGGAGAAGCUCUGACGGCCGGAGAGGAGAAAGGGAGGAUCGCGAGCUAGCGUUUGCGGCCGCGGCCUCACCCUCGGCCAGCGUCCAACCCCCCGGUUGACUCCGCCCGCUACUAGUCGGGCGGGUGGGGGUGGGGCCCGUUUCCUCAGUGGUGGACGCUGGGUCGGCGUCCGCGUCAGCCGGAGCCCAGCGCGUGACGCAGCACGUCGACGUAAGUGACGCGCAGACCCGGGCCGCUCCUCCCUCUCUGAAGCAACCCGACGGCCAUGGAGGCCGAAGAGACGAUGGAAUGCCUUCAGGAGUUCCCGGAACAUCAUAAAAUGAUCCUGGACCGAUUGAAUGAACAGCGAGAGCAGGAUCGGUUUACUGACAUCACCCUGAUUGUCGACGGACACCAUUUUAAGGCCCACAAGGCUGUUUUGGCUGCUUGCAGUAAGUUCUUCUACAAAUUCUUUCAGGAGUUUACUCAGGAACCUUUGGUGGAGAUAGAAGGUGUUAGUAAAAUGGCCUUCCGUCAUUUAAUUGAGUUCACAUAUACAGCAAAAUUAAUGAUACAAGGAGAAGAAGAAGCCAAUGAUGUAUGGAAAGCAGCAGAGUUCCUACAAAUGCUAGAAGCUAUCAAAGCCCUUGAAGUCAGGAACAAAGAAAACUCCGCUCCAUUAGAGGAAAAUACCACAGGAAAAAGUGAGGCAAAAAAAAGAAAGAUUGCAGAAACUUCAAAUGUUAUCACUGAGUCAUUGCCCUCUGCAGAAUCAGAACCUGUUGAAAUUGAGGUGGAGAUUGCCGAAGGCACAAUCGAAGUGGAAGAUGAAGGCAUCGAAACGUUGGAGGAAGUGGCUUCUGCCAAGCAGUCCAUAAAGUACAUUCAGAGCACAGGGUCCUCUGAUGAUUCCGCCCUGGCACUGUUGGCAGAUAUUACCAGCAAGUAUCGGCAAGGUGAUAGAAAAGGGCAGAUAAAAGAAGAAGAUGGUUGUGCAUCUGACCCCACAAGCAAACAGGUAGAAGGUAUUGAAAUUGUGGAACUUCAGCUGUCACAUGUGAAGGACUUGUUCCAUUGUGAGAAAUGUAACCGUUCAUUUAAAUUGUUUUACCAUUUUAAGGAACACAUGAAAUCACACUCCACUGAGAGUUUCAAGUGUGAAAUAUGCAAUAAAAGGUAUCUUCGGGAGAGCGCAUGGAAACAGCACCUCAACUGUUACCACCUCGAAGAAGGUGGAGUCAGUAAGAAGCAAAGAACUGGGAAAAAAAUUCACAUAUGUCAAUACUGUGAGAAACAGUUUGACCACUUUGGACAUUUUAAAGAGCAUCUUCGAAAACAUACAGGUGAAAAACCUUUUGAAUGUCCAAAUUGUCAUGAACGAUUUGCUAGAAAUAGCACCCUCAAAUGUCAUCUGACUGCAUGCCAGACUGGAGUAGGGGCAAAAAAGGGAAGAAAGAAGCUUUAUGAAUGUCAGGUCUGUAACAGUGUGUUUAACAGCUGGGACCAGUUCAAAGAUCAUUUGGUAAUACACACUGGAGAUAAACCCAACCAUUGUACUUUAUGUGACUUGUGGUUUAUGCAAGGAAAUGAAUUAAGGAGGCAUCUCAGUGAUACUCACAAUAUCUCAGAGCGUCUAGUAACUGAAGAAGUUCUUUCAGUAGAAACACGUGUGCAGACUGAACCUGUGACGUCAAUGACUAUUAUAGAACAAGUUGGGAAGGUGCAUGUGUUACCAUUGCUUCAGGUUCAGGUGGAUUCAGCACAAGUGACUGUGGAACAGGUCCAUCCUGAUCUGCUCCAGGACAGCCAAGUGCAUGAUUCACAUAUGAGCGAUCUUCCAGAGCAGGUCCAGGUGAGUUAUCUAGAAGUGGGUCGAAUUCAGACUGAAGAAGGUACUGAAGUACACGUGGAGGAGCUGCACGUCGAGCGGGUAAAUCAGAUGCCAGUAGAAGUACAGACUGAACUUCUAGAAGCCGACUUGGAUCAAGUGACCCCUGAAAUCAUGAACCAGGAGGAGAGAGAGCCCACCCAAGCAGAUUGUGCUGAGGCUGCCAGGGAAGAUCACAAAGAUGCUGAUGGUUUAGAGACCAAAUCAACAGUGGAUUCCCAAGCUGAAAGGGCAGGGAAUGAGAACAGAACACCUAUGCCUGUUUUAGAAUGAAAUAACAAAUGAAUAUAUUUUUAAAUUUAUGUUUUGGGUUUUUGAACUGAUGUUGGGCAGUGUGACUGUCCUUGGGCUAACAGACAAGUGGACCAAAGUUAAAGUCUUUCCUGUUGUGAACUGUUUCUGUUGAAACAGAUUUCCCCCCACUUAAUGCCACAGAGGAGAUAUCUUUCCCAUAAGUGAAUGGGAAGCUUUGAGAAGUGUUAUUUCUGGAAACUUAAAUGGAUUAUAUUCUUACUAUAUAGUUGGGUACGAAUGUAUCUAUUUUCAUUGUGAUGAGGGUUCUCCCUUCUCUCUUUCCCAGGUCACGUCCUUUCUCAGAUUUUUUCCAUGUUGUAAAAUCAAACGUAAAAUCAUUAGAAUACAAAUUUAUGUAUUCUAAUGCAUGUUAGAAAAUUGAAUAUAUAGGAAACACAAGGCUGCAUGAAGAAAAGUACAUUGUUACUGUGCAGUUAAAUUUUUGGCUUCUGGCUUGCUUUAGUUUGAACAACCUUCUUGUCUAUACUGAUAGUCACGGAUGUCAUCUCUGCAACAGGAACAGAGUGGUGGUGGCAAAAUUUCUAGAAUGUAAAAAACAAAAAAACCACACCCAUGUGCCUUUUCAAAACCAACAAAACUUCUAUAAAGUGUCUCUGGUUCUUUCAAAGUUUGUGUUGUAAGGAGCAAUGUAGGUGAUGCUGUAGUAGUUUAUGUUUUUGCUUAUAAUGGCAACUACCAAUUCUUUUUCUUGGUAACUUAAGUUAGGUUGGAAAGUUUCAUUUAAUGGCAACUGAAGGGCCAUUUCCAAUUGGGAAAAUUCAUUUAUAUCUGUGGUAAACUUUUUUUUUUUUUUUUUUUUGAUGAAAAGUUGCACUAAUAUUUUACCACCAGAUGAAAAAAAGAUGAGCAUCAUUUAAAAAUUAAUGUAUUUAAAAUAAAGUACAGAGAAAAACAUGUAUAUAAUAUAUCAGGCUUUGUUUUGAAUGAAUCUUUUCCCCCUGAUCCUUAAUGUAAAGAUCUUGUGCUAUAACUUUUAAAGCCAUACAAAUAAGAGUGCUAAACUGUGGACUUAAAAGUAGGUGUGUAAAUAUUUUUAAUCAGUAUUACUUGGAAAAUAAAAUAUAACAACCACAUAAAAUAAACCAAUAUGCUAUUUUCUUUACCUGUUAAAUAUUGGGAGAUACUUACAUUUUUAAAGUAAAGCUUAAAA